CGCUCAGCAGGGAUUUCACCAAGCAACGGUCAUAUCACUCCAUCUGAUUCCAUAGCUCUCCGCAUCGCGCGGCGCUAUGGUGGCGAUCCAGAACUCGCAGAAGUACGACCGGCAGCUGAGGAUAUGGGGAGAGCACGGGCAGAAAGCGCUGGAGCAGGCGCGAGUGUGUUUGCUGACAGCGGGGCCCACAGGCACUGAGGCCUUAAAGAAUCUGGUCUUAGGGGGGAUAGGCUCGUUCACUGUGGUGGAUGGCGCUACUGUGGAGGCCCAUGACCUUGGAAACAACUACUUUUUGGACCGCAGCCACCUAGGGACGUCUCGAGCGCAGGCGGUGACAGUGCUGCUGCAGGAGCUGAAUGAGAGCGUGGCGGCUAGAUUCGUGGAGGAGAGCCCCGCGACCCUCAUUCAGAGCAACGCCAAGUUCUUCAGCGAGUUCACCCUCGUCAUUGCCACCCAGCUGCCAGAGUCCGUGCUGCUACAGCUGGACUCUGUGUGUCGGCAGUACGGAUGUCAGCUCAUUGUGGCACGCUCCUACGGGCUCAUGGGCCUCAUCCGCAUCUCUGCUUCGGAGCACAGUGUGGUGGAGUCAAAACCUGACAACACAGUGGACGACCUGAGACUGCACAAGCCGUGGAAGGAGCUGCGCGAAUUCGCUGAAGGAUUCGACCUGGACAUGGAGGACGCCAUGCUGCACAAGCACAUUCCGUACGCUGUCAUUCUGCUGCAGGCAGCGCAGAAGUGGCAGCAUUGGGGGGGGAGAGAGGAGAAGGGAGGGGAAGAGGCAGCACCGGUGGCAAUGCAAGCAGAUGGAGAGGGGCAAGGUGGGGCGGGUGAGCCGCGAGCGUUGCCUCGCACUGCCAAGGAGCGAUCAGAGUUCAAGGCGUUAAUCUCAGCCCACCAGAGGCACAUCGACGAGGACAACUUCAAAGAGGCGCUCGCUGCUGCGUAUAAAGUGUGGUCGCCGCCCCCAGUAGGCUCAGAGCUGCAGGCCAUAUUCUCAGACCCAGCCAUUCAGCUCUCGCAUGCCUCCUUGGACUUUUGGGUGCUUGCUGCUGCGCUCAAGUUGUUUGUGGAGGAGGGGGAAGGGGAUUUGCCUGUAGAUGGGUCCAUUCCUGACAUGCACUCCCUCACAGAUUUCUACGUGGCACUUCAGAGAAUCUACCUCAGCAAGGCGGAUGCUGAUGUGGCAGCCGUGCAGCAACACGUCAGCGACCUGCUGAAGAGCAUAGGCAGGGACCCCGCCUCCAUUCCCCUCACUGCAGUCAAGCUCUUCUGCAAGAAUGCGCGGAACCUGAGGGUGGUUCGCUUCAAGCCUUUAAGCGAGGAGUUGGGAACAGGGGCGCCAACUUGCAUUCCAGCGCUCCAGCGACUCAUGACAUCUUCUGAUGGCAGCCACGCCGCCCUCUACGUGCUCCUGAGAGCAGCGGACCAGUUCUUCUCCCAGUUUCAACACUACCCCGGCUCCUUCCCUGGUGACGUGGAUGAUGAUGACGUGGCACGCCUAAAGAGCCUGGCAGGGUCCAUAGUCAGUGGAGGCGGCAGCCCCAGCCAGUCACCAUCGAUCCCGGAUGAUCUGACGGCUGAGUUGUGCCGGUUUGGUGCCAGUGAGCUCCACUGUGUUGCUGCUGUGAUUGGAGGAGUGGCAAGCCAAGAAGCAAUCAAGCUCAUCACCAAGCAGUUUGUGCCUGUCUCAGGAACACUGAUCUACAAUGGAAUCUCCCAGUCUUCUUCAGUUAUAAAAUUUAGCUAGGGACAUUAGUGGUGCUAACCAUUGCGAGGGCUUACUAUUUUUUUUCACGGCUGAUAUCAUGUCUGGGAGAAGUGCCAUGGAUGGAAAUUUUGAUACCAGAAGUUGCAACUCGUAAUUCAAUUAGUAGAUA
Messenger RNA from Closterium sp. NIES-67, 1880 nucleotides. The record is from the annotation of a GenBank genome assembly. NCBI's taxonomy places the organism in Eukaryota, Viridiplantae, Streptophyta, Zygnematophyceae, Desmidiales, Closteriaceae.